GUGUAUUUUUUUUAUAGAUUUGGUUGGAGACGGAUAUAGACCAAAUAUUUUUUUUUAACAGUGACAUUAUGUUAAAUAUUCUCUAUAUUCUUUAAGUGCGCCAUUUGUAUAAUCUUGUCACAUGAAAUUUGGAAAUAUUUUCAUUGUAUCUUUAUAACAAAAAUAUUCACUUCCGGUCGCGGCGUACUGAUUACCUCCGAAGAGAUCCCGUUUGCCGAGAAUUCAAAGUGAAUUAUAAUAGUAUUUAAGAAAUAUCAACGUUAGCAACUUUAUAGACCUUUGUGCACCGAAUAAACAAUUACUAUAGACUAUAAUUGAAUAGCUCGGAUCUGAACUGAAUAAAAAAAUUAAGCUACGUACGUUGUAAGAUCAAAAAAGAAUCACAUUAUUACUGCACUUUACUGAUAACUAUGGUGUGUUGACUGUGCUAGAAAAUAAAAUGAUCUCUUUUGGAUUAGAUAAAUGUAAAAUCAUUUCAACUUUCACAAGACAAAAGUGUUCAUAGUUUUAUGAUUUAAGAUGAAAAACUGUGUUUAUUUUAUAGAUUGCGUUGGAUACGAGUUUUACCAAAUAACUUUCACGAUGGCGUUAUGUUUAAUACCUUAUAUGUUCUUUAAAUACACUUUAUGUUCAGUCUUGUUAUAUGUAAUUUGGAAGAUACUUCUUGAAAUAUGGUCAUAUUAUUUUGAUAAAAAAAUAUCUACUUCCGGCCGUGGUGUACUGAUUACCGGAUGUGACACAGGGUUCGGAUUUGCAUUCGCCAAACAUUUUGACGAGCUUGGGUUUGUUGUUUUUGCUGGCUGCUUGAACGAGAAAGGUGAAGGUGCAGAAAAACUCCGCAAUGAAUGUUCCAAGCGAUUACAUGUUGUUGAGCUGGAUGUUACAAAAGAUAAAAGUGUUUCAGAAGCAUUCAAAUAUAUCAAACAAUAUACUCCAAAACAUGGUUUGUGGGGAGUUGUCAACAAUGCGGGUGUUAAUUUUAAUGGGGAGAUUGAGCUAACCACAGUGUCGCAACUAGAGAGGACAUUUGAAAUCAAUCUAUACGGACCAAUUAGAGUUAUACACUCAUUCCUACAACUUAUCAGACAAUCUAAAGGACGGGUAGUAAAUAUCACAAGCGCUCAUGGUAGAAUUGCUUUACCAGGAAAAGCAAACUACGAGACUGCAAAGCAUGGUAUUGAAACAUUAUCAGAUUCUCUGAGACUUGAAAUGACAAAGUUUGGAGUAAACGUUAGCAUUGUGGAACCCGGCAUGUAUGGAAAGUCUACUUCAGUUACAAGUGCAGCAGUGGUAAAACGCCAAAUCCUAGAGAUUGAAGAGAUGUGGGAAAACGCAACGCCGGAGGUUCAAAAAUCAUAUUCAAAACAAUAUUUAAUGUCUUGGAUACCAAAACCGAUAGGAACAUGGCCUCCAAAUGAUGACGUCACUCCUGUUAGCAAAGCAGUAGAGCAUGCGCUGAUAAGUUCUUCCCCGAAAAGGAGAUACCUUGUCGAUGGAUUUGCCACUAAGCUGUCCUUUAUAGACGAGUAUACUGCAUUGGCACGAGUGAACAAUAUUCUACCAACAUGGAUAACGAUAAAAUGCAUUGAAGUAUUGCGUAACUGUUACAAAAACACCAAAUAACAGAUGUGCCGAUUCGCUUAUUGUUGUAAAGAUUUGUCUUUUCUUGAAAACUGUGUUAAAUGCUUACACUAAGUUUUUUUUUCUGAAUUUUGUCUUGUUAUCGGUGACUUGUAUUGGUGUCUUUUACUUUUAGUCCUUUGUACUUUUUCUUAUUGUUGUUAUUACUUUAUUCUCGUUACUGCAAAUUAUUCAAGACUUUAGAUUAUUAAAUCUUAUGAACAGCUGAUUGCUAAAGCUGUGCUGAAAUUUAUAACAAUUAUUAUAAAAAAUACAUGCUUUUUUGUAUUGAAAUAACAUUUUUUUUUGUAUUUAAAUAUCAAUAGUUUGUGAAACACAUGCAAUGUUCGUCAGUGAAAUUAAGGAGAAAAUUAACAAACAUCGUCGACACCCUUUUAAUUGAUUUAAAUACUAGUAUGAUUCAACUGAACAAAAAUAUUGCAUAGUCAUUUUAUUAAACAGACUGGAUGGAUGGUUGGUAUUUUAGUAUGCCCAUUCAUUACCUUAAAUAAUGACGUUUAGUUAUGUAAACUAUUCGUGAAUGUGUAUGUGCACGUUAUUCAAUUUUUGCAUAAUUACUUAACAUCAAAAUGUACAACAUUCUUUAACGUAUUUUGCUGAUCUGCAUGAAUAGUUGCACUGACAUUAUAAUUCUUAUAUUUUAUUACUGUUAUACUCAUAUGAUGCAUACGGUGAUAUAAAUGAAUGAAAAUUAGUAUAAACAAU
Molecule: messenger RNA, 2346 nt
Organism: Ruditapes philippinarum (Manila clam)
Lineage: Eukaryota; Metazoa; Mollusca; Bivalvia; Venerida; Veneridae
Product: retinol dehydrogenase 7-like
Exons: 6
Coding region: 520-1623 (367 amino acids)
Source: RefSeq, a predicted model, not a curated record